Molecule: messenger RNA, 987 nt
Organism: Stylonychia lemnae
Lineage: Eukaryota; Ciliophora; Spirotrichea; Sporadotrichida; Oxytrichidae
Source: the annotation of a GenBank genome assembly
AUGGAUAUAUAAAGUAAUGAUACUGCUUAUUACCCUGUUUUUAUAAAGUGCGAUUUUUAUGAUGAUUUAAAGAAAAUUUAUCCCUUGGAUAAAGAAAGUAAUGGCAAAUCUCUACAAGGAUAAGUGUUUUAAGAAGAUGAGUUACUUCCAAUUGAAAAAUAUUUUAAAGAAAAACUAAUGUACCGAGUAGUAAGCUUGCCGAUAAAUCCUACCAAAGAGCAGUUCAGAAAUUGCUUAAUGAAUCUAAAGUAUGAGUUAUUCAAAUAAGAUAAAAACAAGCUUCUCCUGAUAUAUUUUAUUGGAAAAGCUUCCCAACAUUCAAGUUACUAUUAUUAUAAACAACCAGCACUUGAAAUAUUUUUAAGAUCAGAUUCUUAAAGUAAUAAGGAGACUGGUAUCUAAAUUAAUGAUCUAACAAGCUUUGUUUUAAAAAUAAAGGGAUAAUGGCAAUAUCUCAAAAAUAUAAAGACUAUUGUGGUUUAUGAUCGAUUUGAAUUCACUUACAAUAAAUUAGAUAGCAAAACAACUACUUAUUAUGAAUAACUUGAUAUAGUCUCAAACUAGAGUGCUUAAGAUCUUUAUCAAGAAAUUAGAUCUACAGGAAAUAGUCGUUUUUCAAAAAAGUUGGUCAAGAUGAUUGAAACUUAUCAGUGUUGCCUAAAUCAAUGUAUUAUUUCUAAGAAAGCAAUGAAAAGAUAAAGUGAUUCAGAUUAAUACUAAAAUAAAGAUAAAUUUCUCUGUCUUAUUAGCAAAAACUUUUAAAUUGAAGAUGAAUAAAAGCAAAUUAAGUAAUAGAAUAAAAUAAGAAAUUUAUCAGAAGACAAUAAGAGAAAAAGAGGUGAGAAUAAACUAGAUAAAUUUAAAAAAGAACAUAUUGGAAGAAAAGUUAUUGUAGAUUUGCCUAUCUCUAAUCAACUCUGCCAAAUAGUUAAUAGCGUAUUUCUUUUUAUUGGUGAUACACCUGAUUAACUACAAUCUUCAAAAUGA